GCUGUAAAUAUUGUGAUAUACGUAUUCGUGAUUGUUGUAGUAGCUGUAUGGGAAACGCCUGAUGUGACCCUAGCUUAGUUUGCGGGUUGAGCUGUAGCGCCAAGCAUUGGACCCCAGAAAGUGAACGUCAACCACACAAGCUAUCAGAGGGUUGUACUGACGAACAGCCUCGACAACACCCAACAAAACAAACAAUGACCUGGAUCUCGAAAGCAACGACGGGCCUCGGCCUGCUGUUCCUCGCACACGCUUGCUACUCAGCCCAAGAGCACUCCGCAUUACAGUCCACCACCAACGCACUCCACGAUGUGCCCUCCUCCGCCAGCCUCCCCAUAGACAUCGUCCUCGAAACCAUCAUCUCCUUAUUCACCACCAUCCUCGGCCUGGUGCUAGGCACAGCUGAGCUGCGUCCGAUACGCUGGCGCGUGUGGGCCGGCAAGAUCGAGCGCGAGGGCGAGAAGGGGUUCCUGGGCGCGGAUGGACAGGUCGCGAAGGACUAUGUUGGGAAUCCGUAUAAGGUGCUGGAGAGCAGACCGGGGUUUGUGGAUAUUAGGAAGCAGAAGAAGGAGUUUGCGGAGUGGGUGAGGGAGGGGGGGAGUGCGGAGGUGCGCUGAGAGGGGGUUGAGGGUGUAUAAUAUGGGUUAUGGAUGGGCAAGAUGGAGAUGAAUAAAAAAUGCAAGCAUGUCAUACAUUGAGGGAGCGUCGAACAAAAAAUUGGCUCGCAUUUAUACUGGAAUCCUGUGAUAAAUCGUAGGUGUAAGUUGCGUCAAUAUUAUUUAUUUCAAAUCCUUUC
Pseudogymnoascus destructans is the source of this 793-nucleotide messenger RNA. RefSeq lists its product as uncharacterized. The transcript is spliced from 2 exons. NCBI's taxonomy places the organism in Eukaryota, Fungi, Ascomycota, Leotiomycetes, Thelebolales, Thelebolaceae. The coding region runs from base 195 to 614 and encodes 139 amino acids. The record is from RefSeq and is a predicted model, not a curated record. Gene Ontology annotation, cellular component: EMC complex. Gene Ontology annotation, biological process: protein folding in endoplasmic reticulum.